AUGGACGACCACGCCAGUCUUGGUGACGGCACCGACUACAGCAAGAAGCGCCGUCUCUUGGAUCAUCUGUUGCAAGAGAUCGAUCCGGCUUGGGCAGAUCUAACGCUUCUCAUGCUCUGCUUUCUCACUGGAAUAGUUGACAGCGCGGUGUUCAAGGAAUGGGAUUGUUUCGUCAGCAUGCAGACCGGAAACACCAUCUACGUUGGCUUGGCUGCUGCGGGAGAGACUCUCAACAGACCGUACCGAUGGGCAAAAUCAGGCAUAGCAAUUCUGGGCUUUUGUCUCGGAGUGUACUGCUUCUCGUUCGUAUCACGGCGACUCGGCGAGCUGAAGCGCAGCACGAUAUGCUGCUCGCUUGGUGUCCAAGCUAUCAUAUGCAUUGGCGCAGCGAUCAUGGUACAAACGGACGUUGUGCCUCGCGGCGCGGGUGAGAUGCUGCCAAAGAAUUGCAUCGUACUCGCCCCGUUGAGCCUGUUGUCGUUCCAGAGCGCGGGACAAAUCGUUAUCAGCCGAUUCCUGGCCUACACCGAGAUACCGACCCUGGUCUUGACCAAUGCUUACUGCGACCUUUUCAUGGAUCCGAUGCUCUUCUUUGCGCCGAUCACACAGGACGUCGAGCGCAACCGUCGAGCACUCUCGGCGGUGACAAUGUUGGCAGGUGCGGCCCUUGGAGCCUUUUUGACCCGCAGCGGUUCUACAGCCAUAGCUUUGUGGGUCGUAGCGGCUGGCAAGAUUGUGCUUGUCGGAGUAUGGCUUGUGUGGCCUGGUAGAACGCCGAUUCGUCUGGAAUGA
Molecule: messenger RNA, 792 nt
Organism: Cyphellophora attinorum
Lineage: Eukaryota; Fungi; Ascomycota; Eurotiomycetes; Chaetothyriales; Cyphellophoraceae
Exons: 2
Coding region: 1-792 (263 amino acids)
Source: RefSeq, a predicted model, not a curated record